Molecule: messenger RNA, 1774 nt
Organism: Neohortaea acidophila
Lineage: Eukaryota; Fungi; Ascomycota; Dothideomycetes; Mycosphaerellales; Teratosphaeriaceae
Product: Rft protein-domain-containing protein
Exons: 3
Coding region: 101-1672 (523 amino acids)
Biological process (GO): glycolipid translocation; dolichol-linked oligosaccharide biosynthetic process
Cellular component (GO): endoplasmic reticulum membrane
Source: RefSeq, a predicted model, not a curated record
CUCUAGUCCUACACCUCCUUGCAUUCCCACCCAAUAACGCGUCUUUCCUCCACAUCUGGACAUCGAUUAGCCACCAAAGAGAAUCUGGGAUGCUAUCAAAAUGCCAGACAACGCCGUUUCCGCCUCCGCCAAAGGCGCAACGUCCCUCAUUGCCCUCCAAAUCAUCUCGCGCGCAAUAACCUUCGCCCUCAACCAAUUCCUCCUCCGCUACCUGUCUCCGGAACUUCUAGGCAUCUCCGUCCAGCUCGAGCUCUACAAGAUGGGCACUAUGUACUUUGCGCGAGAAAGCCUUCGAGUCGCGGCCGAGAGACGCUCAGACGGCGGCAUCCAAGCUGCGAUCAAUCUCUCUUACCUCGCCAUCCUCGCCGGCUUUCCUAUUAGCGCGCUACUGGCGGAGUGGUAUCUUAGCGUGGGCUCGCUGGACGUGGCGUACUUUUCACAGGCGCUGAGAGUCAAUCAACUUGCCGCGUUGGUGGAGCUGCUGAUGGAGCCGGCUUUUACUGCUGCCCAGCAGAAUCUCAUGUACGGAGCUCGCGCCACUGCAGAGGGCGCUUCGGUCAUCCUGAAGACCGUCACUGUCUUCUCGCUCUUCUUCUGGAGUCAUUCCCGAGGAAUCGAUCUCGGAGUUCUGCCAUACGCCGUCGGCGAACUCGUGAAUUCUGUCGUUUUGACUACCGUGUACUGGAGUCUUACAGCACCCGUGGCACGAGACAAGAAGUUCUCGCUGUUCCCGCGGAAGAUGAAGUCGAGCCCGUCUCAACGUUACCUCCUCUCUUACUUUUACAAACCCCUCCUCUGGCUCAUCGGCUCUCUCUUCUUCCAAACCGGGAUCAAGUGGCUUCUCACGGAAGGCGACAAACUCCUCAUCACGGCCCUCGCUUCUCUCGAAGAUCAAGGUCUGUACGCUCUAUCUGCAAAUUACGGCGGGCUCGUAGCGCGCAUGCUCUUCCAACCAAUCGAGAUCAGCUCACGCAACCUAUUCGCCACCCUCUGUGGCGCUUCAUCUAAACCCAGCAAAACCCCAAACGAAACGAGCAAAAAGGGUGAAUCAACAACCGACUCCUCCGCCACAAACGACAAUCUCCAAUCAGCAGCGCUCGUCCUGCGCGACAUCAUCCGCGUCUACAGCAUCUUCUCCCUCAUCAUCUUCGCCAUAGGCCCCACAGCCGCACCCCUCCUCCUGCGUCUCGUCGCCGGCUCGCGCUGGUCAAGCUCCGGCGCCGCCCAAGUGCUCGGCACAUAUUGCUACUACAUCCCGUUCCUAGCCAUCAACGGCGUGUCUGAAGCCUUCGUAGCAGCCACGGCUUCGACCAAAGACCUGCGAGAUCAGACGUUCUGGAUGGUGGGCUUCUCGGGGCUGUUUGGGUUGAGUGCGUACGCUUUUGUGAGCGUGCUAGGGCUGGGGGCGGAGGGCUUGGUGUGGUCUAAUUGCGUCAAUAUGGCGUUGAGGGUCGUCUUCAACUUUGCGUUUGUGAGGCGGUAUUUUGCGGAGAGGGGAAGGGCUUUCAGCAUUGCCGGUGUUCUGCCGAAUAUGUACGCCGUGGGCUUUGCAGUCGCUGCACCUAGCGUGUUGACGCAGUCUGGCAAAAUCGGGACAUUCAAGGCGUACGGAUUGUUCGGAGAGCUUGUGCGCGUUGGUGGCGUUGCAGGCCUUCUCGCCGUGGCGAUGUAAGCCGUUUCUCACUACCGUCUUCACUACCAAUUCAUGUCAAGCUAACAACCUCCCCCUCCAGUGCUGUGACGGAGCGAGCCUUUUUACUCGAUUGCUAUAGAC